Messenger RNA from Insectozyma verbasci, 1353 nucleotides. NCBI's taxonomy places the organism in Eukaryota, Fungi, Ascomycota, Pichiomycetes, Serinales, Debaryomycetaceae. The record is from the annotation of a GenBank genome assembly.
AUGAGUAGUCUAUCCAAUGGUUCAAUUAAUAAUGAUUCAGAAACUCGACCAACACAAGAUUCAGAUUCUUUAACAGCAGUAGAUUAUCUUGCAAAUCAAUUUGAAUUAGAAAAGCAAGCAAAAGAAAUUAUGCCCUUCGAUCCAAAUGAAUGUACAUAUACAAAAGGUGAAUUAAGACAAACUAUAUUUGCAUGUUUAACAUGUUCAAACGAAAAUAAUAAUAAUCCAAUAGGAGUCUGUUAUUCAUGUUCAAUUCAAUGUCAUUCAAAUCAUGAUUUAGUUGAAUUAUUCACAAAACGAAAUUUUGUGUGUGAUUGUGGAACAACUAGAAUGAAAAAUACACCAAAUGGAGCAUGUAAAUUAAGAAGGGGAAAAUCUAAUCUAGAAUUAUCUGCAGAUGACGUACCGUCAUCUUCCAAUACAUAUAAUCAAAAUUAUUUUGGUAAAUUUUGUGGUUGUGAACAGAUAUAUAAUCCGGUUGAGGAAACUGGUCAUAUGAUUCAGUGUUAUUUUGGUUUCACAUGCGGUGAAGAUUGGUAUCAUGAUAAAUGUAUAAUGGGUUUAAAUCCAAAACAAUCAACUAGAUCAGAAGCUGAUGGUCAAAAUUUAUUAGAUAAAUUAUCACCUCCUGGUUUAGAUGCCGGUUUACAAUUUCUUGGAAGUGAUGAGAAAAUACAACAAAUGAAAGAAGAUAAUGUAAAUGAAGAAGGAGAAGAAAAUGAAGUUGACUCAAUUGAGAAGUUGAAAUAUUUUCCAAAAUUGGAUCUGUUUGAACAAUAUAUUUGUUGGACAUGUGUUGAUAGAUUUAAAGAAAUUUUUAAUAGUUUAGAUUCACUAAUUCCCGGAAUAAUAGUUGAAAAAUUACCUAGAUUCGAAGGAAUAGAAUCAAUUGAAGAAUGGAAUCAAUUAAGACAAAGAACAACCGAACCAAAACAAAAGAAAAUAAAAACAGAAAACAAGAGUCAAGAACCUGUAAAAGAAAUGUAUUCGAUUUUCCUUGGGUCUGAAUUCAAAGAGAAGAUAAAAUCAGAAUUUGAAAAAAUGGAUAAGUCAUCUAAACUUUAUAAGUUUAUCGAGAAUAAUCUGCAUUUAUUCGAUGAUGAUCCUGUUUAUCAACCACCAACUGAUCAAUCAGAAGAGGAAUGGUCAACUACUGUUUCUUAUUUAGAUAUGUGUGCUGCUGAUGCUUUACAUACCCUCCCCAAGGGUAAAGCCAUUGAGUCGAUUGAAGCUUAUGAUAAAAUACGAUCUAAAUUAAGAGAUUUUUUUAAACCUUUUGCUGAACAAGGCAAAGUUGUAACUGAAGAUGAAGUAAAGAAUUUUUUUGGUAAAUUUAAUGAAGAAAAUGAGUAA